AUGGUACCGUUACGUGUGACCUGUGGUCCUAUAACGGGGUACCGUACGGGUUGCCACGUUCUGUCGACCUGCGUUAACAGCAACGUUGCUCCGGCAGCCUGUGUUACACCUACUUAUCGCAUUACAAAUCCAUCAAUCGCCGCAAGUCAUGAUAAAGAUCGCAUUCAAACACAAAAAUGGGCUUUAGAGGGCAGGAGGUGGUUCCAAACCGGUGGAACCGCCCCUGGCGGCGGAUUCGGCAUGAGGGAAUGGGUGGAUUUCUCACAUCUCCAAUUCGACCCACAACUCGUCAAGCACCUGAAGCUAUUUGGACUGGAAGCUUUCAAAUCGUUCCAGUACAUUAUGGCCAGGAACAUAAUAGAUGCACUGGGAUCAAUGGAAGCCGGAACAGGAAAGACUGUAGCUUCCAAGUUUGUAUUCCACAACGACCCAGAUUCCGGUAAAUCCAUCGGGUAUAUAUUACCACUGCUCCAUGUAUACGGUUUCAAGGGGGUGUCAAAAGGCGACAAUGUGGUUACAAGCCAAGGGUCAACUUUGGUGGUGGCUAGGGAUGAGAAGACUAGCCUUAGCCUGGGCGCGAUGAUAAUCGCAAUGAACCCAAAUCUGGAGUGCGUGAUACUCGAUGACGUAGAAGAUGCAGGUAUUGAUAAAGCACAUUCCAGAGGUUCAAAGGCAGCCGCAGGUGCAGCCGCCUUUGGUCGAGGGAAACAUACCGAACAAACCAUAUGUGACACCAUUUCCGGCGGCAAAUCCGGCAGGGCUUCGCAUAAGCCGCCUCAUGCCAACGAAACAUACGGAUUGAAUAACAAUUCCAAAGUGCUUGUAGUAUCGGUAAACAGGCUCCGAACCCUGCUGACAACCAAGUCGGCAGGGUUACCGACGGCACAGCUUGCUGGUGUUGCAUGUGUCAUUUUUGAUGAUUUGUCGAGAUACUUUGCGCACGGCCACAUCGUAUCGGACGUCUACAGACGCAUCAAGAGUGCCAAGUUAUCGGCUGCAGCAGCAGCCGCGGUCGAUGCUGCAAAUUCGGGCAAUGUGCAAGCCUCGAAUGCCAGUGGUAAACGUGGCAAGCGGCAGCAUAAAUCAAAUACCGCCCAAAAUGACGUUUCAGUGGCAACUAGAGCAACAGCUGACGAUGUGCAUAUUGUAUGUAUAGUUGACUCGCUGGGUGAGUCGUUUUGCAAUUUCGCAACUGAACACCUCAGCGGCUUCUGGCUGUACGACUUCAAGAAUGGUACCAGACAGAAGCUAGUUGGGGAUGGCAGGACUGAUGCAGUCCGACUAGAAGUCGAUUUGGAUGCCACGCCCGAAAUAGUGGCGGCUGCGGAAGGAGAGCUUCCCGGUGGCACCAACCUCCCAAUAGAGCACUCCAUAUGCAAGGUUGCCGGAGGGAAGAGCAAGUGGGAACGUAUAUAUGCACUGAAGUGUCUGGUGUACCACUACCUCAAUUUGCCGACCUUUCCCCUUCAGAGUAUGCUACCUCCUAUGCUAAAAAGGCCAAAAGCCUCGCACCAGUGUAUCAUAUUCGUUGCCAACCGGUCACAACAGCGUCAUCUCUGCGCACUCGAAUGCUUCAGGGAUCUCGCUUCAAGGCUAGGAAGUGAUCUCACGGUCCAAGAACGGGCUUACAACCUCAACAGCUUCAGGAACGGCAGCCGCCCCAUCCUCAUCGCGACAGACGCAUCCGUUGCGGGUUGCAACUUCGACGACGUACGAUACGUGUUCAAUUAUCAACCUCCACAGACGGCUGAUGUUUACAGAGGCAGAGCCGCUAUCGCUGGCAAGAACUCAAACUCACUGUGCGUCACGCUUUACAGCAGGGAGCAGUACUCGGCCUUCAGUAACGUCCUCAAAACUCUGGGAAAACGGGUAUCGAUACACAUACCGCCAUCGCGCGACUACAUGCUCAAGUUCAAUGCAGCAUGGCUGCAAAAAUUUGCCAACCAGCUUGUGGAGCUGAACCCCAGCUUUCUGGCGCCAUUCAGGAACAAAGCCGAGGACUUGCUCGAAAAACACGGCAAGGAUGCCAUUUUCAGUAAAACACUUUCACUUCUGCUAGGUAGUGACAUCGGUAGACAGGAUGAUGGUAGCACUGGUAACAACGACUUGCCGCGUGACUGUUCACUGUUGACCGGAAGGCGCGGUUAUGUUGCUGUCACCGUAUUUGACGGCGGGUCAGACUGCAGCAUGUCCGGGAGCGAUUUGGUAAAGAUGGUGCAGCGACUGCUCCCUGACGCUAACCCUGCAACGCUCCUAGGGAAGUAUGCGAAAACCGAAAGUGGAUACGUCAUAGAUGUGGCUGCCGAGCACGUGACCGCCCUGCUCGCAGCAGCGGCUAACGAGCCCGAAGUAUGUUUCGAAGUGUCAACACGAAUGCCAAAGAUGCUGCUGGAAACUGGAAGCGGCUCCACGAAGGCAAAGGGGCACAUGAAUAAGCUGCCGUGGAGACGGUACAAGAUCAGACGGUUCCGGCUUCAAAAGCGCAUGGUAUAA
This is a messenger RNA of Babesia ovata, 2493 nucleotides long. RefSeq lists its product as uncharacterized. The transcript has 2 exons. Lineage: Eukaryota; Apicomplexa; Aconoidasida; Piroplasmida; Babesiidae. Bases 1 to 2493 code for a protein of 830 amino acids. The record is from RefSeq and is a predicted model, not a curated record. Gene Ontology annotation, biological process: maturation of LSU-rRNA from tricistronic rRNA transcript (SSU-rRNA, 5.8S rRNA, LSU-rRNA). Gene Ontology annotation, cellular component: nucleolus.